Messenger RNA from Neltuma alba, 441 nucleotides. RefSeq names its product agamous-like MADS-box protein AGL80. The transcript has a single exon. Bases 1 to 441 code for a protein of 146 amino acids. NCBI's taxonomy places the organism in Eukaryota, Viridiplantae, Streptophyta, Magnoliopsida, Fabales, Fabaceae. The record is from RefSeq and is a predicted model, not a curated record. Gene Ontology annotation, molecular function: DNA-binding transcription factor activity, RNA polymerase II-specific; RNA polymerase II cis-regulatory region sequence-specific DNA binding; protein dimerization activity. Gene Ontology annotation, biological process: positive regulation of transcription by RNA polymerase II.
AUGUCAGAGGAAGCGAUGAAACAUCAGUACAUCACUGAUGACUUGAAAAGAAAAGCAUCAUUCAAGAAAAGGGAAGCAAUUAUCAUGAAAAAGAUAAGUGAACUUAGCAUCCUUUGUGGAGUUGAGGCUGGGGCAAUCAUUUACAGUGGUCGCUCUGAUCCUCAACCAGAGGUUUGGCCGGACCAUGAAGGUGUCCAGCAAGUGAUUGAGAGGUGCCGAGGCGGACCUGUCUCGGAGAGGGCCUUGAACAAAGAGGCAACAAUUCAGAAGAGGAUUAAAAAAGGGAAAGAACUUCUGAUGAGAAGGAGAAAAGAGAAUCGUACAGAAGAGAUUUCCCAACUCAUGAUACGUUGUAUGUUAGGGAAAGCAACGCCCAGCCCUGCAGAUUGGCAUGAUAUGAAGAUGGUAGUUGAGCAGACUUUGAAGAAAAUUAACUCUUGA